Messenger RNA from Triplophysa dalaica, 1752 nucleotides. RefSeq names its product carboxypeptidase B2 (plasma) (gene cpb2). Gene Ontology annotation, molecular function: zinc ion binding; metallocarboxypeptidase activity. NCBI's taxonomy places the organism in Eukaryota, Metazoa, Chordata, Actinopteri, Cypriniformes, Nemacheilidae. The transcript has 11 exons. The record is from RefSeq and is a predicted model, not a curated record. Bases 83 to 1357 code for a protein of 424 amino acids. Gene Ontology annotation, biological process: fibrinolysis; proteolysis.
GCAAACAAACAGAUCUAGAUCAAUAGUGACCUCCUACCUUAGUACAUUCUUGCACAAGUUAUUUGAAGACAGACAAACAAAAAUGAAGCCUCUAACAAAGCUGCUUUACUUUAUAUGUUUAAAUAACUUUCUUGAAAUGUGUAUGUGCACGUCAGAGCAUGACCAGGUUUUGUCCAUCACUGUGUCCACACAGGACCAUGUGGUCAUAAUGCAAAACGUGACCAGUCACAAUGGGACAGUUUUGUGGCAACCAGCUUCACCCAGUUACAUUACAACAAACUCUGAGGUUCACCUUUAUGUUCAGUCAACAAGUGUGGAGCUUGUCACCCAACUCUUACAACAACACCAAAUCCCUUUUACGGUUCUUGUGGAAAACACAGAAGAGCUGGUUGAGAUGCAGACCAGAAAUGAUUCGUCAGAUCCCCGCAGCGGUGGUGUAUACCAUGAGAGAUAUCAUUCUUUAGAGGAUAUCUAUUUCUGGAUCAAUCAGACCAGCCAGGAGCAUUCUGACAUGGUGAAAGUGAUUGACAUUGGAUCAUCAUUUGAGAAAAGGCCACUCCGAGUCAUGAAGUUGUCUGGAAGAAGGGGUGCGGUGAACAGGGCCAUGUGGAUGGACUGUGGGAUCCAUGCGCGAGAGUGGAUUGCUCCAGCUUUCUGCUUGUGGUUUGUCAACUAUGCGCUAAGAUUUUACUCCCACAACAGUGAAAUAACAGAGAUGUUGAAUAACAUGGACAUUUACAUCUUGCCAGUCAUGAACCCAGAUGGAUACAAGUACACUUGGACAACAGAUCGUAUGUGGAGGAAAAAUCGCUCUAUACUCAAAGAGGGAAGUGAAUGUGUUGGCGUUGAUUUGAACAGAAACUUUGAUGCUCGUUGGUGCACAAAGGGUGCAUCCAAUGAUCCGUGUGAUCCCACGUAUUGUGGUCAGUACCCCGAGUCUGAACCGGAGGCUGAGGCUGUGGCCAAGUUUCUGCGCUCUCAUAAAGACACAGUGAAGCUUUACAUUUCCAUCCAUUCCUACUCUCAGAUGCUCCUGUUUCCCUACUCCUGCUCCUACGAUGAAGCUCCAAACCACAAUGAGCUGCUUGAACUGGCUAAGGAAGCAUCGACAAAAAUACGCAGAUACUACAGGAAUCAUUAUAAAUAUGGUGCCGGAGCAAAAACCAUCUAUUUAGCCCCAGGAGGAUCUGAUGACUGGGCGUAUAACCUUGGCAUUAAAUAUUCCUUCACUUUUGAGCUUCAGGACCGUGGAAGAUACGGCUUUCUUCUUCCACCGAGUUUCAUCCCUCAAGCCUGUAAUGAAGCUCUAUUGGCAGUGAAGAUCACAGCCUUACAUGUCAUGAAGAACACACAAUGAUGGGCUUCUAACAAAAACAUAUCGCUGGUGCCCUUCUGAAGGAAAGUUAUCUUCACAUUUUAUGCCAUAAAAUAUUAUUAUUAGCCCUCCUUUAGCUAUGUUCGUCACUGGCUUCUGCAAAUAUCUAAACAAAUAACUAUGAAAAAACUCUUUAUUCAUUUAAGAAGUACAGUGUUUUUUCCAUUUCCUGAAACCCAAGGUUUCGGAAGAACAGCGAUGAUAUACUGUGCAUCACACAAUCAUAAGCUUUAGAAAGUUAUAUGAGCUAUGUGUAAACCUUUCUAUGUGGCUUAAGUUCAUUUAAAAAAACAGUACUGCAUAUCUGUGAAAAUAUAAACUGCAACAGCAAUUAAAGAGGUUAAGUGGUUGUACAAAAAAAUGCGCUCAUUCUUACC